Molecule: messenger RNA, 1121 nt
Organism: Ylistrum balloti
Lineage: Eukaryota; Metazoa; Mollusca; Bivalvia; Pectinida; Pectinidae
Product: fibroblast growth factor 18-like
Exons: 5
Coding region: 1-870 (289 amino acids)
Biological process (GO): fibroblast growth factor receptor signaling pathway; positive regulation of gene expression; cell differentiation
Cellular component (GO): cytoplasm
Molecular function (GO): growth factor activity; fibroblast growth factor receptor binding
Source: RefSeq, a predicted model, not a curated record
AUGAAAAUUCAACAACCACAGUACGAUAUGUAUAACAAGCAUGUGGAUUCACUCACGUGGUCUGUGGCUUUGCACCUGUCUGGAGGUGCACGGUGUGACAGCCUACGGAGGAUGUUGUUGUUGACACUGCUGCUCAUUUUAAGUUGGUGUGUUGUGAACGCUUCAGGAAACUCUGAGGUUUUCGAUUUUAAGGAUUUUGAAAGUGUAUUAAAUACUGACGAAACAAAUCCUGGUGACGUCCUAUCUUCCCUUUCCUACCGCUACAGCGUUUGGAACAGUUGCACGCGACGUUAUCUCCGCAUUCGAAAGCCGGGCAGGAACGGUGUGGACGCCAAGGGAGAUAAACACGCCAACGACACCUCAAACAUCAUUGAAUCAAUAGGACAGAAAGGCCUUGUAAGGAUAAAGGGAGAGGCAAGUGGACUGUAUCUGUGUUACUCCAGGCGGGGCAAACUCCGCGCCAAAGCAAGACAUUCAGAGUACUGUACGUUCAGAUGGGUCAUUAACGACAACACAAGACAUGACGAAUUCCGGCUGAAUGUGAACAGUAAUUGGUACAUCGGCUUUAAGAAGUGGAGAAGAAAUAGAAGAAAAGGAUCUGGGAAACCUCUUCCUGGAUAUCACUAUAGAAACCCCAAAAUGAGGAAGUGUUAUCAGUUUCUUGUAACGCCGUUAGAUCCACGGCCUCAACAAUCGCGGCCACCGAUAGAUUGGGAGGAUAAAGCUAUAGUUAAUUGGGAUCCAGAGGGGCAGUAUAUCAGACGGACACGGAAACAUAGACCUAGAUUUCGUAAACAGCAUAAACACCGCCACGGUCACGGGACGAAAAAGAAUGGCCGACGAAAACAUCGAAAUAAAGUGAAUAGAUGAAAACAAUUUAGUUCUCUUUAGGAUUUAAUCAAUUACCAGUAAUUCACUGUGAGCUAGACCAAAGCUGAAAACAUUCCGCAUGCGCAUGCGCUGUUUUUGUACGCUUUGUCCCUAGCAAUCCAGAGCCCAAGCGGCAUGGCCAGUACAGAACAUGGAACCUUUCGGCAAAAUCGCAUAACAUUUUAUCGUUUCGUUGCGAUAAUACGCAAACAAAAUGCAGAAUUUUGCAUCGUUUGGACUUCCAUGUCUGA